This is a messenger RNA of Rhipicephalus microplus (southern cattle tick), 4309 nucleotides long. RefSeq lists its product as uncharacterized. Gene Ontology annotation, biological process: G protein-coupled receptor signaling pathway; cell surface receptor signaling pathway. The record is from RefSeq and is a predicted model, not a curated record. Gene Ontology annotation, cellular component: membrane. Gene Ontology annotation, molecular function: G protein-coupled receptor activity. Lineage: Eukaryota; Metazoa; Arthropoda; Arachnida; Ixodida; Ixodidae.
GACACCGAGCUGAACCAACCGAACCGCGAGGCACGCGAGCUCGGUUCCCCUGAAAAACAUUCUGCACAAAGGAGGAGCUGGGGCGAAGAAGAGCGUACUAGACCGAGAAGCUUUGGCCUCGAUUUCGCUGUCGAGAAAGAAGAGCGCGGCGUCUCGCAGAACAACGGCGCGCUGCCACCAGCAGAGAGUCUGUGGCUCGCGCAGGCCGUGGGGUGAGACCCCCCAAAAUAGUGGGCCUCUCCGCACGAUCCCGGCGGCCGACAAGGCGGCGCAGCCCGGGCCUGUCUGCCCUAGACAGGGAGCGCGCGCCGCGCCGGUGCCCAUCAACGUUAACCAUCGCCUACGAGCCUGCCGAGCGAUCCCUUCCUUUCCGGUCAACUCCUGGGCUGUCAUCUCUGCCGGGUUCUGGAACAGUGAAACCUAGUUGCCGAUCGACCGGGAUUAGACGGGACUGUGUGCCACCGCUAUAGCGUGCCACGACGAUGCCGUUGGAACUUUUUUCUAGCGGGCUUUUCAAGAUUGUCGGCGCGGAAAUGCGAAGAGUGAGCGGCUGGUGAAAAGAUAGCACUGUAGAUAUCGCAACGCGACUCAUGUCGACGACGGGCGUGGUCGAGGAAGAAACCACGUGUUCGCAAGCGCCGGAUCGGUGGCUCUGAGGGACUGCGCCCACAUUUCGCAGGCAUAUCAUUUUCGAUACUUCGAAUGUGAAUUUGUGUGUGCGUAUGUAAACAGGCCGCAUAUGGUCCCGCACUGAGUUUCAGUGUCCUUUGUUUGUGCGGUGUCGAUCGACGCAUGCAUCUGACGGUCCGACCACGUGGGCGACAUCACAACGCCUGUGCCUCCGGCCAACGACUACGCCGUCCGCUGGCAGCACCGAGAUGUUUGCUUGGCACCAGUUGUGAUUGAUGUGUGGAAGACGUUCUGGGUGAAGGCGGAGGGGUUGACGGUCCCGUGCCUGAAAUCGACGUUUUCUGCCUCGCCCAAGCUUCAUGGUCGCUUCCUUCGACUAUCUGUGAAGGUCUUACACGACACAUCGAAAACGUUUCCGGAAAUGUGGCUAGCGGCGCAGCUCAUCCUGACCGCUGGCCUGGCUCAGGCUUUGGCAUCCAACUGGCGCAGCAUACGAAGCGACCGUCUCAAUGCCGGCCUCUGCCCAGACUCGGACGACGACCUGUGUUCUAAUGGGCGGCCCGACAGCACGCGGCUGGCGUGCAAGUGCGACUACGCUUGUGCCACGUUCGGCGACUGUUGUGUGGACGCCCCGCGGAGCCCCAGCCGGGAGCCGACGCACGCCUGGCGGUGCCACCCGAGCGGCUUCUUCUCGCUCAGGACGUGUCCCACCCGCUGGCCACCGGACGACGCCGUGCGUCGACUAUGCGAGGGCUGGGAAGACAGGGACGGCUUCGAGAACGACUACGGCGGCGACGAGAGUGACCCUGUCGUUCCUGCCAUUAGACACUACCUGGAGGAUGUGCCCGUCUUCUCGAGCGACUCAGAGCGCAUGUACUGGAAUGUCUUCUGCGCUGCGUGCCACGGAGAUGCCGUCCGGCUCGCUACGUGGCCCGCCAGCCUGGACUGCGACAGCGCGCCGCUCGGAGGUCGCGGUCCGGGCCCCGUCGUCAUCUUCGACGAGCGGUCCCUCCGCCAGCUCGUAGCCGUCGGCAACCUGAGCUACGUGGGCGACAACCGCUUUCUGGUGACGGACAGGAACGAAAAGCACCGCUGUAUGCUCCGAGUGCAGAGGUCCGGCUGGAAGUCCUUCUCCCAGGCGCAUCUGCUUCGCUCUUGCGCGUCGGGUGCCGAAGUGGCCCCGCGGUGCCGCAACGGCAGCGCCGAGCUGGUGUCCCGCUGCGGCGCCUACACGGCGUACGUGCACGACAGGGUGUCGCGUAGAAACUACCGCAACUACCACUGCGCGCUGUGCGACGUGACGCAGAAGCAGCGGCUCUCGUGCGGAGCGUACGCCGACGACCUCGAGCCGGAGGGCAACGUGGUCUCGUACCAGUGGCAGAUCGAGUUCCGCAUCUGGAGGAACCCCGAGGACGCCCCGCUCGAAUGCGUCGACGACCGGCGCAUGAGGGACGACCUAACGGGGGCCUGCCUGCCAGUGGGUUGCGCGCCGGGUCUGGUGGCCGGACCCGAAGGCAUGUGCGUGCCCGAAGACGUCGCCCAGCCGGAUCCGUUCGACAAGCCGCCGCCCGAGUGUCCUGUCAUCCAUCUGGGGUCCAAGUACGUCGUGCUGCUACGAAACGGGUCCCUGCUCCUCAACGUUAGUCGGGGGCAGGUGUUCGCCCCCAACCAGUUUCUGCUGGUGGCUGAGGUGAACGACCAAAACAAGACGAUCGGUUGGUACGCACUGACCUGCGCCUGCCACCGCAUCAGCUUCACAUGGACGCCAUCCCUGCUGUUUGUCGCGAGGCUGGCACUGGGAGCAUCAAUCCUCUGCCUCGCCGUCCUCCUGGUCACCAGGCUGCUGGAACUGCACGUGCGCCGCCACAAGAUGGCCGCCUGCCUCGCCGCGAGCGCCAUCUUGUCGCAGUUCACUCUCCUGCUGGAGCCCCACAUCGAACCCUUCAGCCGUGGCUGCGCCGCCCUGGCAGUGGUCUGGCACUACUGGAACCUAGCAUGUGUCGCCUGGACAGCGGCGCUUGCCUGCGACGCAUACCGAGCCCUUCACGCCCUGCGCAGCAUGCGUCCUGACGGGCGCUCCAUCCGCCAGAUAGGCCUACUCUGCUGGUUCGGUCCCGUGAUGAUCGUCGCUGCGGCGUUGGCCAUUGACAGGCUGCAGCCGGAUUGGCCCGUGAGACCGCUGUACGGCGAGCCAUUGUGCAUACUCAACGAUUCCCUGGGCUCCGCGGUGUUUCUGGGCGUGCCCAUCGCGGCCAUGCUGCUGACGGCGGCCACCUUGCUAAGCCUAGUCGCGCCGAGGCUCUGCGGCGGCCCGCCCCCGCAGACGAAGCCGGCCAAAGCCGAGUUCCGUGCCGACCGCGUCCGUUUCUUCCGGCUCGCCGCGAUCGUGUUGCUCGCGGUUGUCACCUGGGCUUCGCCGCCACUCGCCGUGGCACUGGGAAUGCACCAGCUGUGGUACGCGUUCUUCGGCUGCCUCGCCGCACAGGGUAUGGUGGCGCUCGUAGCGUUCGCGCCGCUCGGACGCCUGGCAGCGCGACUGCGCGGCACGCGGUCGGCGGGGGUGCUCGUCGCUAGUUCCUCGGUGGGACACCUGUCCGAUCCCCAGCAGGUGCCGCCGCUUGCCGCCACUACGUUGCCGGCCGACCCCGUGACGGGGCCGUACCGCAAGCACCUGCCGUCGCAGACAGCGGUGGCCGCUCAGCAACAGAGUUCGCCCAGUAGGCGCUCUUCGUGCAAGCCUAACCUGGAGCGCCGCUUCAGCAACAAGAGGCCGCUGGUCAUAGAGGACGAACUGGAGACCAAUGGCAAGGCUUGACUUUGGGAGGCGUGAAUGCCCAGUUUCGCUGCGGUGGACGCUCAUUAUACAGGCCUUACGUGUUGUGCGCUUGCGUGAAAGUGUUAAAUGACCAGCCUGUAAAAUACACAAAUUCUGCAGGAAAAUCCACAAGGAGCGCCCACACAUUCGCGACCCGGCCAUCAUCGGCCCCGGCAUCUCAUUGUCGUGCCGAGAAAAUGUCGGCGCCCAGGUUUUCCGAAAACAAACAAAAGAAAUGGUUGCGAAUAAGCCGUGGCAAGUGCCUAAGUGCUUUGGAAAGCUUGAGAACUGAACCAUUUGCUGCAAACUUAACUUAUUUGAGCAUUUCACAAUGGUUUGCGCACAAGCUAUCUUAGCUUCCUAAUAGACAGAUGAAGUUUGAGCUACACGCAUAUACGUAUAUAUACAGAGGUACCAGCCUCAUUGGGUGCGCAGUCAACAUGUCAUCUUCUGCGCCGUUUUAUGCGUGAAAGACGCCAGAAAAAAAUAGUCAGACGCAGUCUAUUUCAUGUGUGAGACAAGUGUGAUAAACGUUUUACAUCGCAUCCUCAUGGGGUCAGCGUACGCACCAGCAUGCAUGGCUCUACAAGAUCAGAUUUGCCGCGACGCUGUUGUUUCCUACUUGUAAGAUUGUGUCUAUAAAUUAUUUGCUUAAGUGCAGCGGCCUUGAUCAAAAAGGUGGACAAUGUUUGUUUGAAGCACUUCAACGUUUAGGCUCGCCACACGACGGAGUGAAUGACAUGGUGUUUCUGCGUGGACACUGGACAAAGAGGAAGGAGCUGCGGAGACUUCCAUUGACGUUUUUGCACGCCACAUACCACGCAUUUGACUGGUAAUCAGCGACAUUCAUAUUCGGGUGUGGUG